This is a messenger RNA of Ostrea edulis (European flat oyster), 4319 nucleotides long. RefSeq lists its product as uncharacterized. The transcript is spliced from 5 exons. Gene Ontology annotation, biological process: signal transduction. The record is from RefSeq and is a predicted model, not a curated record. The coding region runs from base 35 to 1603 and encodes 522 amino acids. Lineage: Eukaryota; Metazoa; Mollusca; Bivalvia; Ostreida; Ostreidae.
UGCCCAAAUCCACAAUCAAAACAACCUAAGUAAAAUGGCAGGAACAUGUGUCAAAGAAUACAAUUGUUUGAUGAUUUAUAAUCAUGCAAGGUCACGUCUCGCGACAUCAGACGACACCGAUCUGUCUCUUCGCGUCGUUAAAAAUGCGGACGAUCGUCUUACACAGUGGGGCUACCGCAAGAACCAUUACCAUGACAGGGACUGCAUUCCAGGGAGAAAUGUAUUCACCGAACUUUUCAGGGUCGUUGAUUCAUCACAGUUUGUUUUGAUAUUUCUAACGAAAGGAUUUCUCGAAAACUGUUGGGUCCGUUAUUGCCAAAUGGCUACUUUUAAAAAACUGAUCGAUGAAUCUACCCGUCCUGAAUGCAUAGCUUCCCAUCGUGUUAUUCCAGUGCUUAUAAAUGUGUCGGCAGAACAAAUCCCACAGGAAUUGGGACAGCUUACCUGCAUCUGUUUCGUGAAUGACUGGGAGAGUAAUGAUGGGGAAUGGCUGAAGCUGAAAAGAGCAUUAGAUGGUCCGUCUGUGCAGGAGUCUGCACAAAAUAAUGAUGAUCCAGUGGUAACGUUAGCCUCCCAGCACAUGACACAGGGUAUUUUGGAAUCUGAAAAUAUGAAUGCUUCUUCAAUGCCCAACAGGGCAGUAAGGGUCCCAGUCAAUGGCAGCCUGUCUUCAUUAAAUUCCUCCUCAUUAGCUAGAGUUGCUCCAAGCAGUAGAGACACAUCAGCAAGGUUGAGAAACCCAAAUCCAUCUCUUUCAGAUGGCAAUGGAAGUACAUUGUUUACUGGAGAUAGUCUUGACAGCAGUCUUUUAUUUUCCUCUCGAAGGGACAGUUCAAAUCCUACUAACCAAUCAUCAUCAUCCUUGGGGUUAAACUCAUCUCAGCCAGGCAGCAAUAUGUCUCGUUAUUCAGGGUCAAACUCAUCGCAGCCAGGCAGCAAUUUGUCUCAUUCUCCAUCAUUACAGCGACCAAGCCAAAUGGAAUCAAGUACCACAUCUUAUGAAGAGGAAGUCACACUAUCUGGAUCCAGGUCCCAGUUGAGAGAUCCAGAAGCAACCAGAGCCAGACUAAGCGAGAUGAAUCGCCCCAUCACCCACACCAGCAGCGUAAUAGGCAGUGAUACGAGUAUGGACGGUGUUGUUUCAGUGGAUGAAAAUGAGACAUCCGUGAAAGAAGUCAUCCGGCAGUUUCCUCGAGAACCACCUUUACAUUUGCAAUCCUCUGACUUGGAAGCGGAUGCCCAACAAUCCACGAGUCCAGUAGUAGCAUCAGUCUCCCCAUUUAUUGCCCAUUCACAGAGUGGAUUUUCCUUGUCAAGUUAUACGAGUGGAGUCAGUGAUUCUGGUAUUGAAGAUGAAAGCCAACUUAAUGGACCAGAGGCAGAAUCCUUGAGUCUGAAUUCUUUUUUGGAAGAUUCUACUGAACAAGAGUGUCUAAACUCAGACGAUGUAAAUUCUCACUCGGCUGUACGGAGAGAAGAAUUUGAUACUUCUGUUAUACAUGGAUCAGAGGAGAGAGAAAGUCGUCCUUCAAUAUUUGCCCAGUUCCUUUACCUCUCGCUUCAUGCAGCUUUACAACCAGAGAAAACGUACCAACCCUUAUAGCAGUGUGGGUCAGUUUUUAAAAGCUCUGAACAGUCAAGUAAAAAGAACCAUACACAUCAUUCUGAUUAUUGCCUCUUCUACUGAAGUUGGAUUUUAUGUUUUCACAAAUGUUUCCCACAUUAACCAGGAGACUCCCAGAAUUGAGCAUCCCCAAAACAUCUCCAGGCAGGAGACACAAAAUUAUCUCCAGGCAGGAGACACAAAAAUAUCUCCAGGUGGGAGACACAAAAAUAUCUCCAGGCAGUAGGAAUAAAUGACCUGGAUUUUCUGUCAAAGACCAUAACUUUUACUAUGAAAAUUAUCAUCAAAAAUGUAUACAUGUACUGUUUGAUAAGAGAUCAAAGUCCCAUGAUAUUUAAAAAAUUGCAUGCAUUGGUGAUCAGCUGAUCAGUGACUGUUCUUGGUGAUAUUGUUUAUACCGGUGAUUUUUAGUUUCUGAUAUACUCUGUGAUUUGAGUAGGCUUAAUGUUACAUUUUGAUACUGGCCUCAGAAUAUAGAUAUGAGUGAUGCAACACACCUGUAUCAUAGCUUGUAUUACCAGCUCGUUACUGGCGAUGUAUUACCAGCUCAUUACUGGUGAUGUAUUACCAGCUCGUUACUGAUGAUGUAUUACUAGCUUGUUACGGGCGGUGUAUUACCAGCUCGUUACUGACGAUGUGUUACCAGCUCGUUACUGAUGAUGUAUUACCAGCUUGUUACUGAUGAUGUAUUACCAGCUCGUUACUGAAUGUAUUAACAGCUCGUUACUGACAAUGUAUUGCCAGCUCAUUACUGAUGAUGUAUUACCAGCUCAUUACUGAUGAUGUAUCACCAGCUCGUUACUGGCGAUGUAUUACCAGCUCGUUACUGACGAUGUAAUUGGUUUUUACAUGUGAUUAUGCAGAAUACUUCAAUGAAUUGGUCAUAAAGAACAUUUAGGAUACAGUUUAAGAUAUAUCGUAGUCAUAACUAAAAGAAAUCAUAUUUAGUUAUGAAAAAGAAUGACAAUAUAUGUUGUAUGAAAAUAGCUAUUAGUAAGAUCAAGUAUUAUUUUCCAUUAAAUUAAAUAAAAAGAAGGGAGGUAAAUUGACUGUUCUUUUCUUCAGCAUAUGAUCCUGGGCUGCAUUACAUGCAUUUAUUUUUACUCAUGCUUGUCUGCCUAUAUGGUUUCUUAAGAGAGUUUAACCUGGGCAGAAAUCUUUGUUGGUGAGACUGCUUGUCUUUGUAAAGAAUAAACAAGAUUCUGAUGUUGAAUUCAGCUGUUCCAUUGACAACCAGAGUAUUUUACAGAGCUGUCAGCCCUAGUAUUAGAAGAGGUUGUAUCAUUGUUUGGUGCUGGUCACGUUGCAUGUUGAUAAUGAUUUAUUUGUUCCUUUAAGUUAAAAUUGUGUUUUAUUGGAUACAUAUACCAUUAGACAGCUCAGGUUUAAGAUCGAUCAUGUGACAGAAUAGUUACAAUAUUCCUUUUAGUGGGAAACAUUUUCGGUUUUAGAGGCGGUAGUCAACAAAUGGCUGUCUCUGGAGCUGGAAUUCGGGUAGACAAGUUUUCUAUAUAUGUAAUUUCUUGAUGGACACAUCCAACUUGUUUUUUUGUUAUGAAUGUGUUGAUUACGCUUCAUUCCUCUCUCCGGCGAUGUGUGACUGUGUAUACUGUAUUUUAUCUCGUUGAAAUGGACACCAUACCAAAUACAUUAGAAUUAUUUGUUUUAACACUUCCUGAUAAAUGUUGAACUGCUGUGAUAAGAUGUUAUUUAAUUACUCAUGAUGUUCAUAGUUAGUCAUGCUGAGAGGGAAUGGUUGUUAGGGACCAUGUACAUCUAAUUGAGAAUUAUAAAUGUUGAAUUAUUUUUUUUAUGAUGUUCAUAGUUAGUCAUGCUGAGAGGGAGUGGUUGUUAGAGACCAUGUACAUCUAAUGAGAAUUAUAAAUGCUGAACUCUAUUUUAAGAUGUUCAUAACUUAGUCCUGAGGAUGGAUGAUUGUUGGAAAUCAUGUUAUUGUACAUGUAGUAUUACAACCAAAAUUAACACAAUACCAAAUGCAGUUUUGUAUUAAAAAUAUUUGUUUUUAUUUUCUUGUGGAAAAUUGGACUGCUUUAUUAAAAAUUUACUUCAUUUCUCGUGCUGAGAGUAAAUAGUUUUUGAAGACCGUUUAGAUUUAAUUGAGAAUUAUAAAUGUUGGAUUGCUUUAUUAACAAUUCACUUCAUUUCUCGUGCUGAAAUUGAAUGGAGUUUGGAAACUGUGUAAAUUUAAUUGAGAAUUAUGACAUGAUCUGCAUGCUCCUGGCAUGUAGUUUUUCCCCAGUAAAUAGACAUUUUGUAAAUCAUAGUAUGAUGUCUGUCACUGUGGCGAAAGACUUUGCAACUUUUGCAAUAUUUACGAGCAUUAUUUUUAUUACAGUAUUGUUGCUAAUAUUUUUGAGUUUGUAUUUGUUUUUCAAAAAAUGUUCAAAGUUCCAUUACUUAAGUUUAAUGCAGUUCAACACUGGAUUUAUGUUGCCUCAUUAUACAGCAGACCGUCAUGGAGAGGACUUAUAUAGGCAGUGCCUGCUGUCCAGUCCUAUUGUGAAUUUUCAUAAUAAAAUACUGUUUAAAUUAAUACAACAGACUGAUCAAGAAUUGUGACAUGUUUGUCUUUCAUUUAUAACUUUGCAGGAGUGCAAUGUUGGAUGACUUUUUGUACAAGGUACUUUUUGUAAUAAAAUAUUUCAUAUGGAAAUAAAAUCCGAUUUGAACAUCA